AUGUCUGAAACAUUUUUUGACGAGUCGCCCACUAAAAAAAGACGCAGAGGAAGGCCUCCUACAAAAGCUAAAGCGGACGCUGCCAUAGUCGGCGAAAGCACUCUUACUUUCUCUAUCAACCCCAGCAUGAACGCCUACAGCAACUCUGCCGCCACGAUUCGCCAGGGAGCCGUGUGCUCCACGCCGGUCAUGAAGAUCAGCCCCAGUCGCCGAAGGGGCGGCGGGUCGCAGUCGCAAACACCCACACCCACGCCGCGGCGCAGACAGCCGGUGCCUUCGCUCAAGCCGAUCCAGGAAAUCAAGGUGGCGAAGGCGCACCACGAGCUUGUGUCUGUGACACAGCCGCAAAACGGGCUCGACUCGUCGCCGGUGUCAUCGUCGCGCUCGUCGCCAUCAGACAAGAAUUUGCAGAGCUCACAGGUGCACACAUCGCCACUCAACGCGGCAGACAACGUGCCCAAGCCAGACCUGAACCCGUCGCUCUUGCAGCCGACAGACAUCUUUGCACCAAAGACGCCGAAAAUGCCUGGCACGCCUUUAGCGAGGGUGCCGCCCUCAACGCCCAUCUCGCAUUUCUCGCACGUCCUCAGCUCGUCGCCUAUGUACACCCACUGGUACGCGCAGACCCCGCACGGAAGAGUGGCGUCGACGCCGAACAGCCUGGUGCCCAAGCCGCUGCGGUUCGAGGACGUCAGACAACCUGCGACGCCAGCAACUCCCGCGCCGCACAACCAAGGACUCGGGAUCUUGGCCUCGCGCCACCGGUCGCUGCCGCCGAAGCACGAUCUCGAAAAAAUCACACAGCAACUACAGAGCAAACUGCGCAAGACCCAGUCCCUCGGCGAUGCCGCGCAGGGCAAGGAAAAAACUGGCUUUUCUGCAGAUUACCAGGUCACGGUCCAGAUCAAUAGCGACGGCAAGGCUGCUGUUGUGACCAAACGGCGCAAGCUGGUGCAGCCGCUCACGCCGGCCACUUAUGGCCCCCAUUUCACGGACGGGUUUAUGUAUGCCAUGGACCCGCCUCCAGGGCUCAAGAUCGGCAUCGACCCAUAUGUGGUGGGUGUUUCGUCGACCGAGUUCGAGAUGAAGUCUCCCUACAUGCUAGCCGAGGGCGCGCAAGACGCGGCCAAGACCCAAAGCGACGCGCGGUUUGCUUUGCGUGAGCUACUUAACGAUCUAUAG
This is a messenger RNA of Ogataea parapolymorpha DL-1, 1182 nucleotides long. RefSeq lists its product as uncharacterized. The transcript has a single exon. NCBI's taxonomy places the organism in Eukaryota, Fungi, Ascomycota, Pichiomycetes, Pichiales, Pichiaceae. The record is from RefSeq and is a predicted model, not a curated record. Bases 1 to 1182 code for a protein of 393 amino acids.